CCCGCGCGCGGCGGACUGCAGCUCCCGGCAUGCAGCGGGGCGGCGGCGCACGGACUCGGCCCAACAUGGCGGCGGCGCUCGGCCGACUGAGGGGGCUGCUGGCAGCAGCAGGACCGGCCGUGGGUCGCGCCAGGCUGGCCCUCCCAGGCACACGGCUCCUGGGGCAGAGCUGCCGCCGGCCAGCGGGGCCACAGGCCAGCCCGGAGCCCAGCAGCAGCAGCAGGGGUCUGCCCGAGGGGGUGGAGUACAUCCCUACGCGCAAGAAGGGCAAGAAUCCCAUGAAGCCGGUGGGGGUGGCCUGGUACAGCCUGUACGCCCGCACGCGGCUGGGCUACCUCUUCUACCAGCGGCAAGUGAAGAAGGCCCGGGAGCGGUACCCGCAUGGCCACUCCGUGCCCCAGCCCUGCCGCUUCCCCGGAGUGAAAAUCCUGCCCAUUCCUGUGCUUUCCAACAACUACAGCUACCUGGUCAUUGACACUGGCUCCGGACGGGCGGCUGUCAUCGACCCCUCCGACCCACUGGCCGUGCAGGCUGCCAUUGAAGACGAAGGCGUGAUGCUGGAGGCCAUAUUCUGCACCCACAAACACUGGGACCACAGCGGGGGGAACGCAGCGCUCCGCCAGCAGCACGGCUCCUGCAAGGUGUACGGCAGCGCCCUCGAUGCCAUCCCAGAGCUCACUAACCCGCUUGCGGACAAGGAGAAGGUGAAGGUGGGCUGCCUGACCUUCGAGGCGCUUGCCACGCCUGGCCACACCGUGGGCCAUAUGGUGUACGUGCUGGACGGGGGCCCCUUCGGCGGCCCCCCCUGCCUCUUCUCCGGGGACCUCCUCUUCCUCGCUGGCUGCGGCAGGCUGUUUGAGGGCUCCCCUGAGACCAUGCUCGCCUCCCUGGACGUGGCCGUGGGCUUGGGCGAGGACACGCUGCUGUGGCCAGGCCACGAAUACGCGCUGGAGUGCCUGACCUUCGCCAGCCUCCUGGAGCUGGACAACCCCGCGCUGGAGCAGAAGCUGCAGUGGGCGACGCAGCAGCGGCAGGAGAAGAGGAGCACGUGUCCCUCCACGCUGGGCGAGGAGCAGACCUACAACCCCUUCCUGCGGACCCACCAGCCGGAGCUGCAGGCAGCGCUGGGGCUGCGGCGGGGCGGGGGGGAGCACCCCGAUGCCUUCCGCGCCCGCGUCCUCAAGGAGGUGCGGAGGCGCAAGGACCUCUACAAACCCACCUAGAGCCCCCCCCCCCCCGCCCUCUGCCAACAGCCCCCCUUUCCAUGGGGCUGGGUGCUGCUCAGACACGGGGGGACCCGAGACUUUGUGAUUUGUUUUGCUGUGAAUCUCCCUCCUGGGGUGCAGGAUUGGGGGGGGGGGGGAAGAGUGGACACACACCCCCUGCCAUGGGCACCCCGUAAGUGAUCCCUGCCUUUGUUCCCCCGGACUUGGGGGUCACCAGCUCUUACGUAGAAGCACCUUGAUCUCCUUUCUGGGGGUCUGUAGCCCCCCCACCCCGCUGCUGGGGCUGUAGGGCUGGCACCAAGGGCUUUUUCUAACUGCCCCCCCGCCCCCUCCGUUUUUCUGGGAGCUCCCAAUUUCCCCCCCUCUCAGCACUCAGGGAGCCAGCCCCCCUGCCCUUCCUCUAACAGCCCCCCAGUGCUGUGCAUAUCCUUUUUGGGGGGGGGGGGGCGCUAGGAUGGAACCAGCCCAAUACUACCUCCAGGCAAGGGACCCUAUGCUUGGUGCCAGAGCCCCCCCCACACACACACACACAUAUACACACACACUGCAAUGGGGCCAUGGGGGCACGCUGG
Molecule: messenger RNA, 1798 nt
Organism: Chroicocephalus ridibundus (black-headed gull)
Lineage: Eukaryota; Metazoa; Chordata; Aves; Charadriiformes; Laridae
Gene: PNKD
Product: PNKD metallo-beta-lactamase domain containing
Exons: 10
Coding region: 30-1223 (397 amino acids)
Cellular component (GO): mitochondrion
Molecular function (GO): hydroxyacylglutathione hydrolase activity
Source: RefSeq, a predicted model, not a curated record